CUCGUGACACUCAGCCUGUUUCUUCAAAUUGUACUCGUCAUAUUCGGGAAUCGACGGAAGUAUAGCGGCAAGCGUUCAUACCAUGUAGCAAUGCUUGUUUGGUUAACGUACUUGUUGGCAGACUAUGUGGCAACCGUGGCGUUGAGUACCCUCCUUAAGAGCAGCAAGGAGGAAAUAACCAGUUCACUGGUUGCAUUUUGGGCGCCAUUCCUUCUCUUGCAUCUUGGUGGCCCUGAUACUAUCACUGCUUACUCCUUAGAAGACAACGCGCAGUGGAUGAGACACUUGUUCGGGUUAUGCGUCCAAGUUGGAGUGGCCUUCUAUGUCUACUUCAGGUUUUGGACCAAUUCUGCUCACACAUUUAUAGGAAUUCCAAUAUUCAUAGCCGGAAUAAACAAGUACGGAGAAAGGAAUUGGAUUUUGCGGUCUGCAAACUACGAACAGUUCAAGAAUUCCUUAUUUGCAACUCGUAAAGUAGAAAACAUUGAGGAAGAAGUUGGCCUUGGAAUGGAGGAAGAGGUCGAGCAGCUCAAGGACUAUUUAGUUCACAACCGGAUUCUUGAAAAAUAUAGAUAUCUUCAUCAAGCAUAUCUAUCAUUUCAGCUUUUCAAGCCCCUGUUUUCAGACCUCAAGUUGAGGGUAUACAAAGAGUUAAUGAGUUCCAUAUAUACAUUGCCAUGCACCAAUGAUCAGGAAAAUCUCAAACUGGUUGCCACUGAACUAGGAUUUUUGUACGAUGUCCUCUACACAAAGGUUCCCAUAAUGCUAUCUCCGGUGGGUGUAAUUCUACGAUGCAUCUGCUUUUCAUCUACCGUUUCAGCGUUGACCGCCUUCACGAUAUUUGUUUCUAAGUCGGGCUACCCGAAAGUUGACAUUGCCAUAGCCUAUUUGCUGCUCGUUGGAGCUAUCCUUCUGGAAUUUUAUUCUGCCGUUGUGCAUGUUCUCUCUGAGUGGACAAUGCUCUGGUUGACGAAAGGUGGAAACAAGUUUAGGUAUCAGGCAAUUGCAUCUAACUGGUUGCUCCAUAUUAAGAAGGGCAAGAAGGUAGGAAUGAAAUCGUUGGCACAACACAGCCUUUUGAGUUAUUGCACUAAGCUCAACAAAUCUAAAUCUAUGUUUAAAAAAAUAAUAAGGAUUUUUGACACUGAUGACACUUUGAUGAAAUUCAGGCAUACUACCUGGGAGAAUGUGGAUAGUUAUUUGACUGAAUUCAUCAGUGAUCACAUUGAAAUGAGGUUCAAUAAAUAUGCAGCAAUGGGGAACAAGAUCGAUGUACUCUCUUCCCUAUUGGGUGAAAGAGGAAAUAGCGGGAUUACUGGGACAGACCCUGAAUUAAAACUCAGUUGGACCAUAAACGAGGUUGAAUUCACACACAGUAUUCUUCUUUGGCACAUCGCUACCGAUAUUCUUUUCUAUCUUCAACGUCCUGGUAAUGUCGGUCCGUAUGGCCAGAUUAGCAAGCGCUUAUCUGAUUACAUGAUGUACCUCCUCUGUAUGCGUCCAUCUAUGCUUCCUGAAGGUAUAGGUCAGGUACGACACCGGGAAACCUGCAAGGAAGCAAUGAAUUUUUUACCAAGGGGUUUAACAAUCACUGAAGCUGCCAGAGUACUAUUUCUUAGUGAGAAUCUUGAUGACGAAUCUCGAUCGUUAUUUCUUGCGAUAGGAGGUCAAAGGAAGUCGGUGUUUUUUGAUGGAUGCGUGCUCUCCCGAAAAUUGGUAAUGUUGGUAAAGCAAUUUCGAUGGGAUGAAGAAGAAAAAUGGAAAAUGAUUGCUAGCGUGUGGGCGGACAUGCUGACUUAUGCUGCAUCGCACUGUGCAUGGAGAGAGCAUGCCAAGCAACUUAAGCAAAGUAAGGAGCUGCUCACUCACGUUGCCCUUCUCAUGGCACAUCUUGGUUUGAGUAGGCAUAUCGAAAUGGCUGAACUUUCGGAUGACCUUAAAAGCGAGCACCAUAAGCCCCCUUGGCGUUGGGAUAAGCUUCAUCAAUUGGCUUAUUACUUGGCUUAA
Durio zibethinus is the source of this 2007-nucleotide messenger RNA. RefSeq lists its product as uncharacterized. The record is from RefSeq and is a predicted model, not a curated record. NCBI's taxonomy places the organism in Eukaryota, Viridiplantae, Streptophyta, Magnoliopsida, Malvales, Malvaceae.